This is a messenger RNA of Trichomycterus rosablanca, 1059 nucleotides long. It is a transcript of the gene hoxc11a, whose product is annotated as homeobox C11a. Gene Ontology annotation, biological process: anatomical structure development; regulation of transcription by RNA polymerase II. Gene Ontology annotation, molecular function: DNA-binding transcription factor activity, RNA polymerase II-specific; RNA polymerase II cis-regulatory region sequence-specific DNA binding. The record is from RefSeq and is a predicted model, not a curated record. Lineage: Eukaryota; Metazoa; Chordata; Actinopteri; Siluriformes; Trichomycteridae. Gene Ontology annotation, cellular component: nucleus.
AUGACAAUAUCUACUUUCGAUCACGUUACGGGGCGACUAAGACAGAUUGCGCGUCAUCUCUCCUUCCCAAAUUUUCUACUUCUGCAGCUCGAAUCCAAAACAUAUAUGUAUAGUAGGCUACGGAGUAAAGAGAAAAGGAUGUUUAACUCUGUGAAUCUAAGCAACUUCUGCUCCCAGGCGCGUAAAGACCGGACAUCGGAGUUCGGGGACAGGACGGGCUGUGCCUCCAACAUCUACCUCCCCAGCUGCACCUACUACGUCCCAGAAUUUUCUACCGUUUCUUCGUUUCUUCCGCAGGGGCCUUCAAGGCAAAUAACAUACCCCUAUUCCACAAAUUUGUCUCAAGUGCAGCCGGUACGAGAUGUUUCCUACGGCCUGGAUACCUCGAGCAAGUGGCACCACAGAACAAACUAUGCGACGUGCUACUCGGGAGAGGAUCUUGUGCACAGGGACUGCCUUCCGCCAUCCACCAUGACAGACAUACUGAUGAAAAACGAAAGCGUAUACAGUCACCACCACCAUCACCAUCAUUCUAGCUCUAACCACACAUCCGCCGGUUUCUAUUCGAGUGUGGGGAAAAAUAACGUGCUUCCUCAGGGUUUUGAUCGCUUUUUUGAAACGGCGUAUUGUGGCGCAGACAAUCAGUCAGACCAUUGUUUACAAAAGAGCGAGCCGAAUAAGCUAGUUAGCACAUCGCCGCAGACUAAUGCCGUUGCAGGGGUAGAAGAGCCGGAAAAGGACGCCGAGGAAGAGGAAGAGGAAGAACGAACAAAUUCGGGUUCGUGUACUUCGUCAGCCACAAAGGACGGCAAAACCAGCCACUCGAGUGCCCCACGCACAAGGAAGAAGAGAUGUCCAUACUCCAAGUUUCAGAUUCGAGAGCUGGAGCGAGAGUUUUUCUUUAACGUUUACAUCAACAAAGAGAAAAGGCUGCAGCUCUCCAGAAUGCUGAACCUUACAGAUAGACAAGUAAAAAUAUGGUUUCAAAAUCGGAGAAUGAAAGAAAAGAAGUUAAGUCGAGACCGCUUGCAAUAUUUCUCUGGGAAUCCAUUAUUGUAA